Messenger RNA from Phytomonas sp. Hart1, 1034 nucleotides. Lineage: Eukaryota; Euglenozoa; Kinetoplastea; Trypanosomatida; Trypanosomatidae. The record is from the annotation of a GenBank genome assembly.
GCAACUAAACACUUUCAAAGGUUGUAGGGAAUAUUUGAAAAGAAAAAACUAGUUUAGAAUCAAACCUAAAAGGGAAAAUGCAGCCGCAGUAUAUUCAGGGUGUCUAUCCCCCUUACAAUAUCCAACACCAGCAACUACCGCCGAUGCGCGACACACGCGACAACACGUCAGACGUCAUCAAGGAAAUGUUCACGUGUAUUUGUAACCUUUAUCGACCUGAAAUGCGCGAAAAGGCGAUUUUGGAUCUCUCCAAAAACCGAGAGAAUUAUACCGUUCUAGGCCCCACCCUGUGGUAUAGCGUCGGGGUGAUGCCGAUUAUUCUGCAGGAAAUCGUCUCCAUGUACCCUUUACUGAGCGUUUCCGGGCAGGUCCCGGUCAAGGCCGCGAUUAACCGCGCGAGCAGUGUGCUGACGCUGCUUCAGACCGUCGCCCAACACGAGGCGUCGCGAAAGCCGUUUUUGGAAUCGCAGAUUUGUUUAUUUCUAUACCCUUUUCUGCGGGUGCCGCCGAAUGAGCGAACGGAGGUUUUACGCCUCACGUCGCUCGGGGUGAUCGGGGCCCUGGUGAAGUCCGACGACCCGGCCGUCAUCACCUACCUGUUAAACACCGAAAUCUUCCCACUGUGCUUGCGGAUUAUGGAGCAGUCGGUGGAGAUUUCUCGGAUUAUUUCGACCUUCAUCCUUCAAAAACUCCUCCUUUCCGAGCAAGGUCUUCAGUACGCCUGCCAGACGCCGAACCGAUUCACCGCGGUCGCCGAGGUGCUGCAGUUUAUGGUCUCGGAAAAGGAUGAGAAUGGCCAACACGUCUGCGCGACGCGGCUGCUUCGACAUAUCAUCCGAUGUUACCUCCGGCUUUCAGAAAAUGAACGGGCGCGGGAGGCGCUGCCGAAAAUACUCCCGGAAGAAUUGCGAAACAACACGUUCCACCAAUAUCUGGAAAAAGACACCAAUAUGAAAAAAUGGCUAUUGCAAUUGUUGGUGAAUAUCGGGGAUGAGGGUGCAAAACGAAUUAACGAAAUUGCAAAGGUUGCCUAA